Molecule: messenger RNA, 1770 nt
Organism: Syzygium oleosum
Lineage: Eukaryota; Viridiplantae; Streptophyta; Magnoliopsida; Myrtales; Myrtaceae
Product: histidinol-phosphate aminotransferase, chloroplastic-like
Exons: 10
Coding region: 213-1463 (416 amino acids)
Biological process (GO): L-histidine biosynthetic process
Molecular function (GO): L-histidinol-phosphate:2-oxoglutarate transaminase activity; pyridoxal phosphate binding
Source: RefSeq, a predicted model, not a curated record
GCUCUGUCUUCUCUUUCGUUUUUUUUAAAAUCCUAUAUCGCUGUCCGGCAUACUUUGGUCCGGGAACGACCAAUUCCCCCCCUCUCUCUCUCUCUCGGACAUUUUUACAUACACCUGAGCGGCGCUAUUGCACUCGCGGUUGUCCUAGGGUUUGCAUUUGCCGCGUCCUGCUCGGACAGGAUAACCAGACUUCUUGCCCCGUUGGUUUUUUGAUGGGUGUGACCGAAAUAAGCGGCUUCUCCGCUCUUUGCUCCGCUAAAUUGAACGGCGCCCGGCGACCCAUUUGCCCGUUCGAGAGAAUUCAGAGGAGGGUCGUCGCCAUGGCCUCCGCCGUGGACGUCCAGCACUUGAGCGAGGCCAACCAGCAAUUGACGGGUGCCUCGUUCAUUCGGCCUCAUCUGAGGAAACUGUCUCCUUACCAGCCCAUUUUGCCUUUUGAGGUUUUGUCUACUCGUCUUGGAAGAAAACCAGAGGACAUUAUCAAAUUAGAUGCAAAUGAAAACCCAUAUGGCCCUCCUCCAGAGGUUUUUGAAGCUCUAGGGUCAAUGAAAUUCCCAUAUAUAUACCCUGAUCCUGAGAGCCGUCGGCUUCGUGCUGCUCUUGCUGUGGAUUCUGGACUUGAAGCUGAUUACAUUCUUGCAGGAUGUGGAGCAGAUGAACUUAUUGAUUUAAUAAUGCGAUGUGUUCUGGAUCCUGGUGAUAAGAUUGUAGACUGUCCUCCAACAUUUACAAUGUAUGAGUUUGAUGCUGCAGUUAAUGGGGCACAUGUUGUCAAAGUUCCUAGGAAGUCAGACUUCAGCUUAAAUGUGGAACUCAUUGCUGAUGCUGUCGAAAAGGAGAACCCUAAAUGCAUAUUUUUAACUUCUCCUAAUAAUCCAGAUGGGAGUAUUAUUGGUGAUGAAGAUCUCAUUCAAAUCCUGAAACUCCCAGUGCUGGUUGUGUUGGAUGAAGCAUACAUUGAGUUUUCGGGGAUUGAGUCUCGGAUGAAAUGGGUGAAGAAGUAUGAGAACUUGAUUGUUCUCCGGACAUUUAGCAAAAGAGCUGGUUUAGCUGGACUUAGAGUGGGUUACGGAGCAUUUCCUUUGAGCCUUAUUGAGUAUUUGUGGAGAGCGAAGCAACCUUAUAAUGUAUCUGUUGCUGCUGAAGUUGCUGCAUGUGCAGCAUUGCAGAAUCCAACUUAUCUGGAGGAUGUUAGAGACGCUCUGGUACGAGAAAGAGAGAGACUUUUUAAACUGCUGAUGGGAGUUCCAUUUCUCAAUCCAUAUCCUAGCCAUUCUAAUUUCAUUCUUUGCGAGGUCACAUCUGGAAUGGAUGCUAAAAAGCUGAAGGAGGACCUUGCCAAAAUGGGUGUCAUGAUCCGUCACUACAACAACAAAGAGUUGAAGGGCUAUGUCCGUGUAUCGGUUGGGAUGCCUGAGCACACAGAUGCUUUAAUGGACGGUCUUAGUCGCCUCUCACAAUGAAUCUCUGUGAUUCCACGGCUCUUUCUGAAGAACGAGGUGGAACAGGAAAUAGAUCUCCCUCACAUUCUCUACUGCUAAAAACAUUUGCCUUGCUCAUGUAGAAUUUUCUUAGACAGGUUGAGUACAAAAUCCUUGUUCUAGUUGCUGAGGGACGUGUAAGCAUACCUGAGGCCGUGGACGUGUAUUUUGUUUAGGUUAACUAUUCUGGAUGCGGCUGUUCAAUUUAUUCCAGUGAGAUUUCACUGUGUAGCAGUUACUGAUAGCCCCAUCUUUCAUCUCUAUAACAAAUCGAUAAGACUUUUACAGA